Molecule: messenger RNA, 1865 nt
Organism: Pomacea canaliculata
Lineage: Eukaryota; Metazoa; Mollusca; Gastropoda; Architaenioglossa; Ampullariidae
Product: shematrin-like protein 2
Exons: 5
Coding region: 75-1112 (345 amino acids)
Source: RefSeq, a predicted model, not a curated record
AGCCAUCAGCUCCUCUGCAGGACAAAGCCGGAUCUUCCAGUGCCACUAGUCGACCUCCACUUCAGCUUACUAAAAUGGCUCUCUCUCGAGUUGUCCUUGCCGUCUUCGCCGCCUGCAUUGUGUGCGUCCUUUGUGCUGACAUUCGAGAAAGGUCGCAGGAUUUUGAAGAUGCACCUCUUUUCCGCGAGAGGAGAUCGACUUAUGGUGGCUACGGCCACGCAUACGCCCACACUGGAUAUCCCACCUACCACCGAAGCUCCUACACCACCUACUACCCAGGACACGGCUACGGAGGCUAUGGCAACGGGUACGGCUUCGGUGGCCAUGGACACGCUGGCUAUGGCAACGGGUAUGGCUACGGCUAUGGCCGCGGUGGUCUAGAAAGACGAGAGAAGCAGAACAAGGUUUUUGCAUUUGAGGUGGAAAUCUCGAGCAUUCUCGGAAAAAUGGUGUCGGCGAGAUCUCUGCUGCUGGCCAGUGCGUGUCUGGUGUGCGCCCUCGCUGCUGACCUCAGUAGAAGGCCCUCCGCAGCUGACGGAGCUCUCACAUCUCAAACCUCCAUAGGCCGCAACAAGCGCUCAGGGUACGAUGGCGAUUAUGGUGGAAGCUAUGGCGGAGGCUAUGGCGGAGGCUACGGCGGAGGCUUUGGCGGUUACGACGGCGGUUACGGGGGAUCCUAUGGCAGUAGUUACGGCGGCUCCUACGGCCACGGGAACUACGGGGGCCACUACGCCAAGACUACGGUGGACGUGAAGUACGGCGCCCCGCACUACACUUACGACUACAAGGAAUACCCACUGGGCCACAGCUACCACAGCAACUACGACAACUACGGCGGCUAUGGCGGCUAUGGCAGCUACGGAGGGUACGGCAACGGUGGCUACGGCAUCGGUGGCUACGGCAUGGGCUACGGAGGAUACGGCUAUGGAAACACUGGCUAUGGCGGUUACGGCUAUGGAAGCUCUGGCUAUGGCGGUUACGGCUAUGGAAGCUCUGGCUAUGGCGGCUAUGGAAACGACGGCUAUGGUUAUGAUAGUUAUGGCCACGGUGGCUAUGGGAAUGACGGUUACGACGGCAACAACCACGGAUACGGAUACAACACUUAUGGCUAACUCGAGAGGCCCUUGCCCUUGCGUUUUGAGGGCAUCGACAGUAGCGGGUGGUAAGAGCUGCUCCUCAAGAACUUUUUUUUUGCUUCUGGGGGACCUUGAUGUUCUUUAGCGACUAUGUGACCAAGUUUCUUUUUUAGUCGUUUUUUUUUUUACUUUGUUGGUAGUGAGUGCAGCUCUGGAAAUUUCUUAUUCUUUCUGUUUUUUAAAGUCUUUUCAGCACUAAUUGUUUGACACGAAACAACGAUGAUUUCAAAAACAAGAUAUGGGAUUUUUGUCCUUCAGGUUUGUGUUACGACCUUGAAUCCCAAAAUUAAGAAAAAACAGCAUUUAGUUUUGCACGACUUUUUUGUACCCUCCCACAUUCCCUGGGUAGAGCCAACUGCAAUAUUUUAAUGAUAUUAUCAGUCUCAUAAAUUAUGAACAUGUUCUGUUGUGCAAAGUGUUUUUCCCGUUUUAGAAUAAUGUGCACUAAAAACCAACUAUAGGGGGUCAAUGAGUGCGCUUUCAUCCGAUGAACAGGUAACACAUUAAACAAGAACAGGCGACCUCCCCCUACUUCCAAACAAAAAGGAUUUAAGACCAUUUCCUGAAGAUGAUUACAAAACCUUCACUUUAAUGUGUGCUGUUAUGGAUAUCACUACCAGUCUGUUUGCUUGAUACUUUUUCUGUUUAAAAAAAUGUUUCGUUGAGAUGUAUUAGAAGAUCUAUGGUUGUCAUGGAAAUGUGUGAGAAAAUAAAUUAUCUGAAAGAUUA